AUGGCAGCUGCUGCUGCAGGUGCUGCAGCUGCUCCUGCUGCUUCUGGUGGUGGUGGUGGCCGCUGGAGCGGUUGCAGGUUUGGGGUUCUUCUGCUUGCAGCAGCAGCAGCAGCAGCAGCAGCAACACCAGCAACAGCUGAAGCAGACAGAACAGCAGCACUACCAGCAGCAGCAGCAGCAGCAGAAUUUGGGGGCCGAAGUGUUGCCCCCACCCAUACAUCUGUUUCUCUUUCUUCUUCUUUUCCUUUUUCUUCGGAUAUGUCCGUUAGUAAUUUCAAUUCUGCUGCUGCUGGUUUGCACAUGCAGCAGCAGCAACAUCAUCAGCAGCAGGAGGAAUGGGGGUUGCUGCAGCUGCAGCAGGAGCAGCAGCAGCACGGCAAACGGCGUACAUUGCAGCAGCAGCAGCAGCAGAAAGAUCUAGUAUUUCGUGUUAGUGUUGCUGCGUUGGCUUGUAUUGCUGCUGUAUUUAUUGUUCUUCGCUGCUACAAUCAUCUGAUGCAGCAGCAGCAAUCUGCUUCUCUCUCUUUCUCUCGCUCUCUAGCUGGUAUAGACGACAGUGCAUGCAGAGAAGAAGAAGAAGAAGAAGAAGAAGAAGAUGAAGAUGAAUACGGAGAAGAAGAAGAAGAAGAAGAAGAAGAAGAAUACGGAGAAGAAGAAGAAGAGGGAGAAGAAGAAGAAGAAGAAAAAGAAGAAAAAGAAAAAGAAAAAGAAAAAGGGGCAGAAGGAGGAAGACCACCAAAAGAAAAAACCGAAAAGAUACCAACAGUAGCAGAAGCAGCAGCAGCAGCAAGAGCAACACUAAGAAAUAUAAAAGAGCUGAUGAAUGCUGCAAUGGAUGCAUUGCCGUGUAUAGAAGAAGAAACCAGAGCUUCUCUGUUUUCUCUUCUUCUUCCUUUUUGUAUUCAGGAGUUAGUUGUUUUAGCUGUAUAUGCAGAAGACUCAGUUGAACAGCUAAGACAAGAAACGAUAGAUUGGCUGCUGGGAAAGAAUAGAUACGGCGAUGGCAGGGGAGACAGAAAGACAGAAGAAAGAGCAAGAAAAGAGACAACAAAAGCAGCAAAGAAGGCAACAGCAGCAGCAGCCGCAGCACCAGCAGCAGCAGCAUCACCACCAACAACAACACCAGCAACAGCAGUGGCAACCGCAGCGGAAGCAGCAACAGGGGAAGCACCAGCACCAGCACCAGCAGCAGCAGCAGCAACGUGGCAACCGCAGCGGAAGCAGCAACAGGGGAAGCACCAGCACCAGCACCAGCAGCAGCAGCAGCAACAGCACCGGCAACCGCAGCAGCAGCAACAGCAGCGGCAACUGCAGCGGCAUCAGCAGCAGGGGCAGCAUCAGCACCAGCACCAGCAGCAGCAACAGCAGCGGCAACCGCAGCAGCAGCAACAGCAGCGGCAACCGCAGCAGCAGCAACAGCAGCGGCAACCGCAUCGGCAGCAGCAGCAGGGGCAGCACCAGCACCAGCACCAGCAGCAGCAGCAGCAGCAGCAACAGCAGCAGCAACAGCACCAGCACCAGCAGCAGCAGCAGCAUCAACAGCGCCAUCAGCACCGGCAGCAGCAGCAACAGCAGCAGCAGCAGCAGCAGCUGCGGCUGUUGCAGCGCCAGCAGCACCACCAGCACCAACAGCAGCAGCAGCGGGGGGAGGCGGAAGGGCAGGAGAAGGAGGAGCAGCAGGAAGAGGAGCAGCAGCAGCAGCAGCAGCAGCAGCAGCAGCCAGAGGAAGAUACGUGGCAGGAGGAGCAGCGGAGGUUGUCACAGCAGCAACAGCAGCAACAGCAGCAACAGCAGCAGGGGCAGCGGCCAUCGGCGCACAAGGAACGCCAACGUUGGAGGGAGCAAUUGGUGCAGCAGCAGGAAGAGCAACGACAGCAAUACCUGCUGCUGCAACAGCAGCAACAGCAGCAACAGCAGCAACAGCAGCAAGAGCAACAACAGCGGCAACAGCAGCAACAGCAGCAACAGCAACAACAGCGGCAACAGCAACAACAGCAGCAACAGCAGCAACAGCAACAACAGUGGCAACAGCAACAACAGCAGCAACAGCAACAACAGCGGCAACAGCAGCAACAGCAGCAACAGCAACAACAGCGGCAACAGCAGCAACAGCAGCAACAGCAACAACGGCGGCAACAGCAGCAACAGCAACAACAACGGCAACAGCAGCAACAGCAGCAACAGCAGCAACAGCACCAGCAGCGGCAGCAGCAGUUUCCUCCUGCUUCUUCUUCUGCUGCCGCUCAGAUGCUAUCCACUCCUCCUGCUGGUGCUGAAGCGGGAGGAGACGGCUUCUACCCGCAUCUAUCUGCUGAUCGUGCAGCAGCAGCAGCAGCAGCAGCAACAGCAGCAGAAGCAGCAGCAGAAGCAGGAUUAGCAGGCUCUGCUGCUGCUGGUGGAAGAUUAGCUUUUGGCUCACUACAGCAGCCCUUUCUUCAUCCUCCAGGGCCAGCUAGCCAGCCAGCUAGCCACCCAGCUAGCCAGCCAGCUAGCCACCCAGCUAGCCACCCAGCUAGCCAGCCAGCUAGACAGCCAGCUAGCCAGGAUCUGAGCGACAUAGCUAGUAAACUAGCUAGCGAGCUAGCUAGCCAGCUAUUUGGCUCUCGUGCUACCACCACACCUGAACCAUCUCGUGACGUCAGCCAGCUAGCCCUCCAGCUAGCUAGCCAGCUAACUACCCAGGCAGCUGCUUCUUCUUCUCCUCCUCCGCCACCGCCCCAACUGUAUCCAUCGACGUACAAAGAUCAGCAGCAAGAGACAGAAGAAAUAUGGGCGGGGCCCCCCUCUUCACAUGCACGGAGGGGCCCCCCACGUUACGGACGCUGGCCUCCCUCUCACUCUUCGUUUGAGUCGCCACUGCAGCAGCCGCAGCAGCAGAGGCAGCAGCUGCAGCUGCACCUGCAGGAGAUGCAGCGACUGCAGCAGCAGAUCCAGAAUAUCGAGCAACAGCAGCAGCAGCAGUUCCACCAGCAGCAGCAACAGCAACUGCUGCAACAGCAACUGCAGCAACAGCUACAGCACCAGCUGCAGCAGCUGCAGCAGCAGAUGCAGCACCAGCUGCAGCAGAUGCAGCACCACCACCAACAGCAGGACCAGCAGCUGCAGCAUCGUCAUCGCCACCCCCACCAGUACCAGCACCAGCUGCAGCACCAGGUGCAGGAGCUGCUGGAGCUGCUGGAGCAACAGCAACGGCAGCAAAAACAGAACGAACAGAUGCUGCAGCAUCUGCAGCGGCAGCACCCGCUCCCGCAACAGCAGCAGCAGCUGCAGUUGCAGCUGCAGCUGCUGCUGCAGCAGCAGCAGCAGCAUCUGGAGUUGCAGCUGCAGCAGCUGCAGCUGGAGCUUGAGCAGCUGCAGGUGCAAAACGAACAACAGCAACAACAGCUGCUGCGCACCCUUCCCGGCCUCGGACCCCCGCUGGAGUCGUGGCGCCCUCAGCAGCAGCAGCAGCAGCAGCAGCAGCAACAACAGCAACGGCAUUAUCAUCGUCCUUCUUAUUCUCAUCCUCCUCAGCAGCAACAGCAGCAGCAGCAGCAGCAGCAUCAACGGCGUUAUCAACAUCCUUAUAACACUGCACCCUGGGAAAUACCGUUUGCUGCUGGCGAAGCUGCUGAUGAGGAAGACAGUCAAGCCCCGCGGGCCUUUCCCUUCUGCUGA
This is a messenger RNA of Eimeria mitis, 3657 nucleotides long. RefSeq lists its product as uncharacterized. Lineage: Eukaryota; Apicomplexa; Conoidasida; Eucoccidiorida; Eimeriidae. The record is from RefSeq and is a predicted model, not a curated record.